GCUCGUUGUUAUUCAUCAUAUACAGUAGUCCGGCUGCCUGAUUUGGAUAUUCCCCGAUGAUGCCGACGGAUUCGAGAAUGGCCAAGAAGUUUCUUCAAUCCUAUGGAUAUGAUUUGAUCCUGGGAUCUGUUGCUGCAAUUUAUGUGAUAUUGGCACCAUAUACUAAGGUGGAAGAGAGCUUCAAUGUACAGUCAAUGCACGACAUUCUCUACCAUCGCCACCAUUUGGACUCUUAUGACCAUUUAGAGUUCCCCGGUGUUGUCCCUCGAACUUUUAUUGGAGCCUUCAUAGUCUCUCUUUUUGCAUCACCCCUUGUAUCAGUUAUCAGCUGGCUAGGUUUCCCCAAGUUUUAUAGCCUUGUUGCAGCUCGUUUGGUGUUGGGCUGCAUCAUAUUGUCCACACUAAGAUUUUUCCGGAUUCAGCUACUUCUUUCACAGAUAAGAAAUAAGUUUGGACAUCAAGUUGAAACUUUCUUUGUACUUCUCACCACUUUUCAGUUUCAUUUUCUUUUUUACUGCACUCGUCCUCUACCUAAUAUUCUAGCUUUGGGAUUAGUUAAUCUGGCAUAUGGUCAUUGGUUAAAGGAAAACUUUUACUCGGCUUUGAGUUUCCUGAUUUGUGCCACUGUAAUCUUCAGAUGUGAUACCAUGUUACUGCUUGGGCCUAUAGGUCUUGAACUUUUACUGACCAGAUCGAUCUCCUUCUGGAAAGCACUUAAGUAUUGUGUUGCAACCACUCUGUUGGCUCUAGGUCUUACCAUUUUCGUUGACUCUAUCAUGUGGAAAAAGUUUGUCUGGCCAGAAUUCGAUGUUUUCUGGUUUAACUCCAUUUUAAACCGGAGCUCUGACUGGGGUACACAUUCUGUACAUUGGUACUUCACCUCGGCACUCCCACGUUCUUUACUAUUAGCUUAUCCACUUUCAUUGCUUGGUGCUUUAGCUGACAGGAGGCUUCCAUUCUUUGUUCUUCCAGUUUUAUCCUUCGUUAUACUAUACUCUAAACUUCCGCACAAGGAACUCCGGUUUAUCAUUAGUUCAGUGCCAAUGUUCAACUUGUCUGCUGCAGUUGCUGCUAGCAGAAUCUACAAUAACAGGAAGAAAACUAUUUGGAAACUGGUGAACAUGGUUAUGUUAGCGUUUUUCGCAAUCAGUGCAGGGUGCACGGUUGUAACAUUCAUGGCAUCUUACUACAAUUAUCCUAGCGGCUAUGCUUUGAAGCGCCUGCAUCAAAUAAGCCAUCCUGUGAAUGUAGCUGGAGAAGAGUGGGUUCACAUAGACACAUUUGGUGCUAUGAAUGGAAUAUCUCGCUUUUGUGAAGAUGCUUUUCCGUGGAGAUACUCAAAAGAAGAAGAGAUAGUAGUGGAGGAGUUGCAAAACCGAAAUUUCACGUAUCUGGUGAACGAGCACUCCUCUGUAGAUGGAUACAAGUGCUUAUUUCAUGAAGAGGGGUUUGAGAGACUUGAACUGCGGCGAGGUUUCCCUCCCAUUGUCCUGGUAAAAAGGCCCAAAGUGUACGUGCACCAAGAUAUGAAGAAGAAGAAGGAAGAUCAAUUGCAUAAGAAAUGGCCUGGAUGUUAGCAAUACAACGACAAAUAGAGACGGUGGUUUUGGGUUAAUGUAGCAGCUUUGUUAUCCUUUAGAGAGCACAUGAUAUGCACUUAGUCAUUAGCUAUGUAUCAGAUUGAAACCCUCUGAUUUGUUCAGUAGUAUCGUCGACCUUUGGGCCUUUGCUUGAUUGAAUUGACAAUUGAUUGAUGGUCCAUUAAUUUGUUUUACCAGUUUA
Molecule: messenger RNA, 1782 nt
Organism: Camelina sativa (false flax)
Lineage: Eukaryota; Viridiplantae; Streptophyta; Magnoliopsida; Brassicales; Brassicaceae
Source: RefSeq, a predicted model, not a curated record